AUGGGCAACAUGGAAGACGAUCCAAUUUUCGGUUCUCACAUGAGGCACAUGCGUCAAAUGAACAACAUGAUGAAUUCCCUGUUUUCUGAUCCCUUUGGCAUGAUGGGGGGGCCCAUGAUGGGGUUCGGAGACUUCGAAAAUCGUGCACUCACACACCGUCACCACAACUCUCUCAUGUCGCCUUUUUCAAUGCCAGUUAUGCCCAACUUCAACCGACUUCUGAGCGGUUCUCUGGAUUCUAUGCCCAAUGCUGGAAACUACAGCAGCUCUAGCACUGUAAUCAGCAUGACUUCAGGUCCAGAUGGUCGUCCCCAGGUGUACAAAGCUACUUCGAGUACUAGAGUGGCUCCUGGGGGCAUCAAAGAGACCCAAAAAACAGUGACAGACUCUGUUACAGGCACAAAAAAGAUGUCUAUUGGGCAUCAUAUUGGAGAGAGGGCUCAUAUCAUUGAGAAAGAACAGAAUAUGAUAACUGGGGAUAGAGAGGAAAGGGAGGAUUUGAUUAAUAUAGAUGAGGAUGAGAAGGAGUGUUUCAACAAUGAGUGGGAGACCAAGACCUAUUCUAGGUCUGAGAUUCCAAGGAUUACUGGUAGCUCUUCUAGAAACAGACACUCUUAUGUUCCUGCUAUUACUGCUGGACCCAGUGCUGCUGGUAGACACCCCUACAGUUCACCCAACCAACAACAUCCGCCAAAGAAGUCGAAGGCGCUCAAGACAUUUUCUAGCUCUCCAUCUCCACCACCGACUGACGAUUAAUUCGUCAAUUUUCAUUCAUCUCAUCAAAUGUAUUUUUAAGCAGUAGUUUCCAUUAUCAAAAACAACAAGAGAUUACGGAUGUGUUCUUGUUUUUCGAUUUCAUAACACUGUGCCAAUAAAAUACCGCCAAAAGCCGUGGAUAAUAAUUGUUUGAUUUUAUAAUUAUUAUUGUUUAAAAUUGAUUCAGUUUGAGAUGCUCGGAAGUCACUUGUUUGUUUUACAAAGUAAUGAAAUUAGCAGAGGAAAUGAGGUGAGUAGGAAGCAAUCAAACAAUUUUCUUUCAAGAGGUGAUAACUAUGUAGGUUUUUUGUCUGUUUUGACUCCAGAAUUCAGGGUCUUGCUGAUUUUGAUCAUAGGUACAGUACUGCUAGAGUGACGACAAUAUUCCUAAAAGUCGCUGCCAUUCCCAGAAUGUCAUUCGUGGUCAAGUCACUGAAUAGCUUAAAAUCUGAAGGGUAUCUCCCAUGCAGUAAUGAAUUUGCGCCUUCGAAGUGCCCACCACCAAGGUUUACAUAUUUGAUUGAUUUUCAUUUCAUUAUCCAAAUAAUCUGAGACUUACGAGUUCCAAAAGACGGAUUCUAAUAGUUGAUAUCCAAGGUACUGACGUAUAGAGUUCCAUGUCUGAUUUUUGAUGUUUUACGUCCAAAGAGCAAAAAACAGAGACAACGCAUUAACAAAGUGAAAUUGAACGCGUAGAACUGAAUGGAGAAAACAAGUGGAUGCACCUCCAUAUUGAAGGUCUGGCCAAUCAAAACGUUUACCACUAUUGUCGUCACUCUAUUUCUAAAGUCCCUCUACUAUUACCUAAACGGUACUGGAUAGAAAGUUGAUCAAAUAAGAAAAAAGUUGCGUAAAUUAGACUUGAUAUGCCGUAGUGCAAACUGAAAAAUGUUCAGUUGUUCCAGAAAUAUUUCGAAAAAAACCUGGGGAAGAAAUUUGACAUUCAUCAUGAACAAGAAGUUGGGAUUGUCAAAGAAUUUCUAUCCUCAUUAUUUACAGAAAUUGCUGACGUUACGCUAUACUAUACUCAAUUUUUCGCCAAAGCCAAAAUCGGUCUGAUAGGUCUAAAAGAAUUUGCUAUUGCAGUGCCUACAGUAAAAGUGAAACAUGCUCAGUCAAAAUCCUUGUAUGGGGAAGAAAUCGUGUAUACCGUUGUCAUUGAUGUUUUUGAUCAUGGAAACAUUUUUUUUUGUUACCUUCUUGUCAAUAGUGUUUGCCUAUUUGUGAAUUUUCUCAUCAGUUCACGUAUUCAUGUAGAAAUUACUUUCAGUUGAAAACGUUAACCUUUCACAGUUAACAUAAAAAUUUGCGUUGCCCGACAAUAAGUUGAUGCAUUUCACGGCAAUUCUUCAUAGUCAGACAAUGUUAAUUAACAUAUUAACUCUAUCUGAAUCUUUAGAAAUUCUAACGACA
Messenger RNA from Phaedon cochleariae (mustard beetle), 2169 nucleotides. The record is from the annotation of a GenBank genome assembly. NCBI's taxonomy places the organism in Eukaryota, Metazoa, Arthropoda, Insecta, Coleoptera, Chrysomelidae.